AUGGCGGAGAGGAGCAAGACCGCAGAUACUGGUAGUGACAUAGGAAUAGAUGAAAUUAUAACAGGAAACUUAAGCAAGUACCCUGUAGUUCCACCAGGUUACUAUGGACAGCCAAAAAAGGGACACCUUUUAUUUGAUGCCUGCUUUGAAAGCGGCAAUCUUGGGCGUGUGGACCACAUUACUGAUUUUGAGUAUGACCUGUUCAUCAGGCCAGACACAUGUAAUCCUCGUUUUCGAGUCUGGUUUAACUUUACAGUUGAAAAUGUGAAAGAAUACCAGAGGGUCAUUUUCAACAUUGUCAACUUCAGUAAAACAAAAAGCCUCUAUCGGGAUGGAAUGGCUCCAGUGGUAAAAUCCACAAGCAGGCCUAAAUGGCAAAGGCUGCCGCCUAAAAACGUGUAUUACUACCGCUGUCCUGAUCACAGGAAAAACUAUGUUAUGUCAUUUGCUUUUUGCUUUGAUCUGGAGGAGGAUGUUUACCAGUUUGCUUACUGCUACCCAUACACAUACACUCGGCUUCAACACUACCUUGAUAAUCUACAGAAGAGGAAUAUGGACUACUUUUUCAGAGAGUUUCUGGGAUGUAGUGUGCAACAGCGGAAACUUGACCUCUUGACUAUAACCAACCCUGUAAAUCUUCGCCCUGGAGUAGAACAGAAAGUGGUAUUUAUUACAGCUCGUGUCCAUCCAGGGGAAACACCAUCAUCUUUUGUGUGCCAAGGUAUAAUUGAUUUUCUUGUCAGCCCACAUCCAAUUGCUAAAGUACUGCGAGAUCAUCUGGUCUUCAAGAUUGCGCCUAUGCUUAAUCCAGAUGGAGUUUAUCUGGGUAAUUACAGGUGUUCUCUAAUGGGCUUUGAUUUGAAUCGACACUGGGUAGAUCCUUCUCCUUGGGCGCAUCCCACGCUACAUGGUGUCAAGCAGCUUAUAGUUGAGAUGUACAACAAUCCGAAAAUUAGCCUGGAAUUUUAUAUUGACAUCCAUGCUCACUCAACUAUGAUGAACGGCUUUAUGUAUGGGAACAUUUUUGAAGAGGAGGAACGAUUUCAGAGACAAGCUAUUUUCCCCAAGUUGCUCUGUCAGAAUGCUGAAGACUUCUCCUUUUCUAGCACCUCUUUCAAUCGAGACGCUGUUAAGGCAGGGACAGGACGUCGUUUCCUCGGUGGCUUACUGGAUGACACCUCUUACUGCUACACACUGGAAGUCUCCUUCUAUAGUUACAUAGUUGGAGGUACAACUUCUACAGUCCCAUAUACAGAAGAAUCAUAUAUGAAAUUAGGAAGGAAUGUGGCCAGAACUUUCUUGGACUACUAUAGACUAAACGCCAUCUCAGAGAGACCUUUGGCUCCAAUCUCAAGCACAUGGAAGGAAAAAGCAUUCUGUCACAGAUAUGGCUACAAUCAGGGUCCAGGCAAUAACCAAGCUGCCAGCAAGCCAGAGAAGAAAACCCAGGCAAGUCUUAAGGACCACAUUCACUCACCAUGA
This is a messenger RNA of Eublepharis macularius, 1482 nucleotides long. RefSeq names its product AGBL carboxypeptidase 4 (gene AGBL4). The record is from RefSeq and is a predicted model, not a curated record. Gene Ontology annotation, molecular function: metallocarboxypeptidase activity; zinc ion binding. The transcript is spliced from 13 exons. The coding region runs from base 1 to 1482 and encodes 493 amino acids. Gene Ontology annotation, biological process: proteolysis. NCBI's taxonomy places the organism in Eukaryota, Metazoa, Chordata, Lepidosauria, Squamata, Eublepharidae.